GACACUCUCUUCCCUUAGAAUUCAAGUCUGUAAAACGAGCAAUGGUACAGAGUCGCCUCCUCUUGCUGAUCAGAAGAAAAUGUCUUUCAGGUAUUUCAGAUCUCUUGAAAAUUUAUAUAUUAGUGCACCGGAGGAUCUAGCACCAUUGCUGGAGGAGGAGGAGGAGACGAGAGGGCUAAGCUCGUCCCUGCAUCAGUUGGAGAUUAAAUGCUGCAAUUGGUUUUUCUCACCAUCACAGCAGUCAUCAUCACCUUUGGCGUUUUGGAAGAACCUUACUUCUCUCCAAUCUUUGCGCAUGAUUUCUUGUGAUGAUCUGGUCUACUGGCCGGAGGCGGAGUUCCGUGGCUUGAACUCAGUGAAGAAGAUAGAAAUCUCACUUUGCAACAUGUUGGUUGGCCCGUCACAUUUGCCAUUAUCCUCGUCAUCAUCAGGGGACGGAGAGCUCCUACCAAACCUGGAACAUCUGCUUAUUCAAAGUUGCGACGGUCUGCAGGAAUUGCCCAAGUUGCCUGCAUCCCUCAGAUCAUUGACUGUCUUCCACUGCCCCAAAUUGAAUUCUUUGACGGAAGACCUGCGACUCCUACCAAACCUGGAAGAGCUGGAUAUUGUCUAUUGUGAUGGUCUGCUGGAAUUGCCCAAGUUGCCUGCUUCCCUCAGAUCACUGAAUGUUGGCUUCUGCCCCAAAAUAAAUUUCUUGACGGAAGGCCUGCGACAUGCCACCUCUCUUGAGAGUGUCAAAAUUUCAAAUUGCCCAAGCCUGACUUCUCUACCGGUAGAUUUGGGGCACCUAACAGCACUCAAGAAGAUGGAUAUCAACAAGCUUCCUGGCUUGGAAUCUUUGCCACAAGGGCUGGGACAGCUUGCUGCACUCGAAUGUCUGAGCAUCAGCACGUGCAGCAAAUUGUCAUCUCUGCCAGAAGGGAUGCAGGGCCUCACUGCCCUUAAGAAGCUGUCUAUUAAACAUUGCCCUCGGCUGUCAUCACUCCCAGAAGGUCUACAACGACGGCUCCCUGGCCUUCAGCAUCUAGAAAUUGUAGGGUGCCCCGACCUGGAGAGACAGUGUAAGAGAGGAGGACCAUAUUGGGACCUUAUCUCACGCAUCCCCAGUACCAAAAUAUUAUCUGAGAGGAGGUGCAACUUCAGCGCAUCCCUUUCUUCCUUUUCUUGCUUUAGAAGACCAUCUACAGUUUAAUGUCAUCCCAGUCCUUUCGAGAUGAGCAGAAAAUUUAGCUUCAAAAUGAAUUAAGAGCGUUCAUGGUACAAGCAGCUUUCUUGUCGAUCAUUUCAGCAUUCAAUCCAGCAUCAGGAGAAACGACAAAUCCUUUGAUAAAUUUUUAAAUAUAUCCAAGCCUUCAAUGAUCAAGUGUCUCCAUGUGAAUCUUCUUGAUACAUUUCCUUUUGCUGUUGUUAAGCAUUUAAAGGGACACUAGGAAGAGAAAAGCUUAAUUCCCUUUUAGAAGAUGUCAUUUGGCAUUUAAUGUUGUUUUGAUUGUUUUCUCUUAACCUUAUUUUAUUUGAUGUCCUUCGAUAUAUAGAUGUUGUGUUUGAAGACUUUGGAUGGUACUUCAGCUUCAUGCACCAAAAACAAUUAAAAGAUGGAGAUGUACUUUAUUAAUUAUUUCAGCAUCCACUUUGGGUGCUCUAACUCUGUUUAAGUAGUAUCGUAUAAAAGCUAUUUGAUUGA
This is a messenger RNA of Phoenix dactylifera (date palm), 1684 nucleotides long. Lineage: Eukaryota; Viridiplantae; Streptophyta; Magnoliopsida; Arecales; Arecaceae. The record is from RefSeq and is a predicted model, not a curated record.